Molecule: messenger RNA, 2149 nt
Organism: Thunnus maccoyii (southern bluefin tuna)
Lineage: Eukaryota; Metazoa; Chordata; Actinopteri; Scombriformes; Scombridae
Gene: zdhhc23b
Product: zinc finger DHHC-type palmitoyltransferase 23b
Exons: 6
Coding region: 303-1616 (437 amino acids)
Biological process (GO): peptidyl-L-cysteine S-palmitoylation; protein targeting to membrane
Cellular component (GO): endoplasmic reticulum; Golgi apparatus
Molecular function (GO): protein-cysteine S-palmitoyltransferase activity
Source: RefSeq, a predicted model, not a curated record
AAAGUCUGCCUCAUUUGACGUCAGGAGGGAAACUGUCUGCUACAGUUUGGCGGCAGAGGAGCUACAGGACGUCUUCCUCAAACACCAAACCCCGAACCAAAACCCCCCGGUGCGUGUGAGGCUCCCUCCCGACACUCGAACACUUCAAGCCGGCCUGGUUGGUCUCCAGCCGCCGUUACUCUUCUUCCACACCGGAUACGACAACAGUUACCAGGAGACAGACUUCCGUUGUCAAACCAGUCGAUAUUUACUCGAAAGCGUCGGCAUGUAAGCGGCACAGUGUUCAGGCGAGGCUGUCUGUCAUGAAGAAGCGAGCCAACAAGGUGCUGGAGGAGGAGGAGGAGACGUUGUGCUGCUGCGAGUAUGUCAACAGGCACGGAGAGCGCAGCCAUGUAGCAGCCUGCUGCUGCGACUGCGAGGACCUCGAUGAUGUCUGUGACAGGUUUUUUAAGAGGGAGCCUCAGAAACCUGAAUCCUUGUCCCAGGUGGCUGAAGUUGUCACAGACCGGAUCCGUGUGCCCUGGCUGUGGGGUGGAGCCCGGAAAGUGGACCUGUCUGUCAUCCCUCCUCUUGUAAUCCUCCCCGUCCUGCUGCACCUUGCUGCGUUACACUUCCUGCUCGGUGUGGUGGUUCUGACAGCUCUGCCGGGCCUAGUGCUGUGGUACUACUAUUUCACCCACCGCAAGAAGGGACGCACACUGUUUUUCCUCAGCCUGGCCCUCUUCUCCCUGGCCUACAUGUACUACCUGUUCAUCAUAGAGGUGCAUCCCCGCGGGGAUGUUGGACUGGUCCAGCUGACAGUGGUAACAUUAGGGGUCAUCCUUACACUGGUGGCCCUCGUCCACACCAAGAGAGAACCUGGCAUCGUGCGGCCAAACCAAGAGGCCGUCCACAGCACGGUGACUUAUUACAGCCCUCUGGCAGACAGAGAUCUCGCCAUAAAUGCGGGGAGGCAAGAUGCGAUGAUGACAGUGGCCAACCGGGCAGGAUCGUCGGAGCAGGCGAUUGCGGAGCAGAAGGAGAGUAGCCGAAAGAACUGGUGUCCGGUGUGCAGGGUGGUGCGGCCACCGAGGGCGGGACAUUGUCGGAUCUGUGGUGUCUGCGUGCUGCGUCUCGACCACCACUGUGUCUGGAUAAACAGCUGCGUGGGGCAGGCCAAUCACCGCAGCUUCCUGCUUACGCUCGUCCUCUUCCUGUUGACGUCCCUGUAUGGAAUCAGCCUGGUGCUGCAGAGUGUGUGUCCGAGACAGAACCUCCUCACAGCCCUGCUCUACUGCCCGGGGGUCUACAACCAGUAUAGCACUGCCCUGUGCUUCACCUGUGCGUGGUACAGCAGCAUCGUGACUGGUGGGCUCCUCCACCUGCUGGUGGUGCAGGUCAUCAACGUCAGCUACAAUGUGACCGAGCGCGAAGCACGCAUCGCCCUGCGAGAAAAAACCGCUCGCAGCGCCUACUGGGGACUCAUCGUGGACACCGGCGUCUACUCUCGAGGUUUCCGUGCCAACUGGGCAGAGUUCAUGAACAUGACGGACAAAAUUAAUCAUCCCUCUCCCGCCCCAACAGACUUGGUUGCCUUGCUGGGAGUCAGGAAAAAAGACAAAUGUGAGAAUGAGUGAACCCUGAACAACAAUAAGGUCACUGUUGAUCCUUGUAGGGACGUUAUCUCUGAGCACAGCAGCAGCAACAAGAUGUCGCCUCGGAAACCGGUCGGUCCUGACCAACACGGGCUAGACGUCAUUUCAAGGACUCACUACACCUCCUCCACAAACAAAGGAGGGAACUUUACCACUACAAGAUAUUUGUCACAGAUAAAUUAAACAUGGCAGCACAAGUGUUACAUAACAUAAAACAUAAUGAAUGAUUUGAUAGGUAUGAAUAUAUGAGUUGUGACUUUUAAUCUGGUUCAAACUGACUUCUGCAUUAAACAGCUGUGGAAAUAUAUAUAUAUAAAAGAGAUAAAUCAAUACAAAUUAAUGUCAGCUAGAGAAUUUAGAGUCUACUCUUCACUGCCUUCCACUAUAGCCGCUUUUAUUGGCUGUCAAAUGGAUUGAAAGCUUUUUUUUUGUAUCCUAAAAAUUGUACAGGUCCAGUGAGUGUUUGUAUGAAAUGAACUUGAAUUUCUUUUUAUUAAAUUAAUGUGAGAAAUGUA